AUGUCAGAUCCUUUUAACGAUUAUUCUCAAAAUACUCAAACUACUGACAAUCAAUCAACUACACUCUCAUGUAGUGUUCCAGUUCUUUCUCUUCUUGCUACUGUUUUUGGUUGGGUUGGUGGAAUUAUCAUUUUCUUCCUUGAAAAGCAAAACGUUUAUGUACGUGCUGUUGCCCUUCAAUCAUUUAUUAUCAAUGGAAUUGUAUUUAUGGUUGCACUCUUCUGUCUUUGUUUCUAUUGGGCUGGGUUAUUCUUUGUUAUUUGUUUCUGGAUAAUGUUUGUUAUUACAAUAGCAGUUAUUGUAGUACUUGCUGUGAUUGCUUUUAUCAAAUCAAAAUCUGGUGAUUUUAUUGGUAUUCCAUUCCUUGAUAGAUGGAUUCUUUCUAUUGCUAAUCAGUAA
Messenger RNA from Entamoeba dispar SAW760, 399 nucleotides. RefSeq lists its product as uncharacterized. Bases 1 to 399 code for a protein of 132 amino acids. The transcript has a single exon. NCBI's taxonomy places the organism in Eukaryota, Evosea, Mastigamoebida, Endamoebidae. The record is from RefSeq and is a predicted model, not a curated record.